Molecule: messenger RNA, 2100 nt
Organism: Drosophila kikkawai
Lineage: Eukaryota; Metazoa; Arthropoda; Insecta; Diptera; Drosophilidae
Product: glucose dehydrogenase [FAD, quinone]
Molecular function (GO): flavin adenine dinucleotide binding; oxidoreductase activity, acting on CH-OH group of donors
Source: RefSeq, a predicted model, not a curated record
AGCUCGGCGGUCAGUCGAUCGCGAUAGUUGAGUGCGUCCGGCUGCACCACAAUCAUGACGCUACAAUGACUUGGACUUGGAUUGCCGGCACUGCAGCAGGGUCGCCACCAUCCAGGCUCCUGAUCCUUUUCUGCCUGGGAUUGGCAGUGGCAGUGGCGACGCUGGCGUCGGGGCAAAGCUACCUGGGAAACUCACUGUUCGACACCCUUGAGAUUCUGCGACGCGGCCAGGCCCAAAUGGAUUUGGAGAAUUUCGAUGAGGGCCAGGCCAUGGCCUCCAAGUACGAUUUCAUAGUGGUGGGUGCCGGCACGGCGGGCUGUGCUUUGGCAGCCCGCCUCUCCGAGAAUCCCCGGUGGCGUGUGCUCCUCCUGGAGGCCGGCGGACCCGAAAACUAUGUCAUGGAUAUACCCAUUGUGGCUCAUCUCCUCCAACUGGGCGAUGUCAACUGGAAGUACCACACGGAGCCAUCAAAGAACUACUGCCUGGCCAUGAACAAUCACAGAUGCAACUGGCCGCGCGGCAAGGUGAUGGGCGGGAGUAGCACCUUGAACUACAUGAUGUUCACCCGUGGCAAUAGAAGGGACUAUGAUCGCUGGGCUAGUCUUGGUAAUCCCGGCUGGAGCUUUGAGGAACUCCUGCCAUAUUUCAAAAAGGUCGAAGGCAGCACUAUACCCGAUGCCGAGGAGGAUUAUGUGGGUCGCAAGGGGCCGGUGAAGAUCAGUUACUCGGCGACAAAGACUCGCAUAGCCGAUGCCUUUGUGGCCGCCUCCCAAGAUGCCGGACUGCCGCGCGGUGAUUACAAUGGAGCCAAACAAUUGAAAGUGUCCUACCUCCAGGCAAAUAUCUACAAUGAGACGCGGUGGAGCUCCAAUCGGGCCUAUUUGUAUCCCAUAAAGGGAAGACGCAACAAUUUGCAUGUGAAAAAGAACGCCUUGGUCACCAAGAUUCUAAUUGAUCCCAAGACCAAGAUGGCCUAUGGGAUUAUGGUGCGUGUGAAUGGCAAGAACCUAAAGAUAUUGGCCAGAAAGGAGGUGAUUCUAUCGGCGGGAGCCAUCAAUACACCGCAACUGCUGAUGCUAUCCGGCGUGGGUCCGGCCAAGCAUCUCAGGGAGAUGGGUAUCAAGCCACUGGCCGAUCUGGCCGUGGGCUAUAACCUUCAGGAUCACAUAGCACCGGCAGUGAGUGCCCUGUGCGAUGUAAGUUCGCUGCAGGUCCAGGAGAUGUUCCGGAUCGAGGUAAUUGCAGAGUUUCUGCAAGGUCGCGGAGUACUACGAAUACCUGGUGGCGUCGAGGCCAUCUCUUUUUAUGCCCUUGAUGAUCCCACAAAUCCCGAUGGCUGGGCCGAUAUGGAGAUCUUUGUGGUGGGCGGCGGCCUGCAGACAAAUAUGGCCCUGCGACUGGCUUUGGGCAUCAAGGAGGAUAUCUACGAGAAUAUGUUCGGAGAGCUGGAACGUCAGAGUGCCAAUGGUUUUCUCAUCUUUCCCAUGAUCCUGCGGGCCAAGAGUCGCGGUCGCAUCAAGCUAAGGAGUCGCGAUCCCACCGAGCAUCCCCGGAUCUAUGCCAAUUACUUUGCGCAUCCCUAUGAUCUCAAUAUCACGGUUCGUGGAAUUGAACAGGCUGUGCGGCUACUGGAGAAGCCUGCCUUCCGGAAGAUUGGGGCUAGGCUGCUGGAGAAGCGUCUGCCAGGAUGCGAACAGCACAAGUGGCGGAGCAGUGAAUAUUGGGCCUGCUAUGCUCGUCACUUCACCUUCACCAUCUAUCACUAUUCCGGCACGGCCAAGAUGGGACCACGAACAGAUCCCUCGGCUGUGGUGGAUGCCCGUCUGAGGGUCCAUGGCAUCGGGAAUCUUCGCGUGGUGGAUGCCAGCAUUAUGCCCUAUCUGGUCUCGGGUCAUCCCAAUGGACCCGUCUAUGUGAUAGCGGAGAAGGCAGCCGAUAUGAUCAAGGAGGAUUACAACUACGUGCAAAACUAGGAGUUAUCUUAAGAAAUUGUUUUUGAUUUUUUUUCUUAUUAAAUUAAAUUAUUAAAUUAACCGAAUAACGGAAGCUGUCAACAGAUUGUCAGGGAAUUAUAUUAAAUAAAUUAUUGAUGGGCUUCAA